AUGCCUUCAUCACCUUAUACUGGUCAUGCAAACCAAGCCAAGCACGACAUCGAGUCCAGCGAGCUGCGCAAGAAGAAGCGCAUGAAAUGUUUGGCUUACGUUGCUGCCUUUGCCGUGUUUCAAACAGCCGUCAUAUUGAUUUUUGUGCUCACCAUUAUGAAAGUAAGAACUCCUAAGUUCCGGGUGCGGUCCGCCGAUUUCGAUGAGUCCUUCCAAGUUGGGAACCCCGCAACCCCUUCCUUCAGUUUCAGGAUGGAUGCUGAACUGGGUGUCAAGAACGCCAAUUUUGGAAACUACAAGUUCCAAAAUAGUAGCAUUUUUUUCUUAUACGGUGACACCGAGGUCGGGGAAGCCGCUGUCAGCAAGUCAAAAGCCGGGUGGCGAUCCACCAAGAAGUUUCAUGUUUCGGUGGACCUGUCGUCAAAGGGUUUGCCUAGCAACUCACAACUGGGAAAUGAUCUGAGGUCUGGGGUAUUGAACUUACGCAGCCAGUCCAGGUUGGAUGGAAAGGUGGAGCUGUUGUUCAUCUUCAAGAAGAAGAAAUCCGUAAACAUGGAUUGCACCCUCACCAUUGGUGUGGCAGAGAAAAAAGUUCGACAAAUUAGCUGCAAGUGA
This is a messenger RNA of Coffea eugenioides, 615 nucleotides long. RefSeq lists its product as uncharacterized. The transcript has a single exon. The record is from RefSeq and is a predicted model, not a curated record. Lineage: Eukaryota; Viridiplantae; Streptophyta; Magnoliopsida; Gentianales; Rubiaceae. Bases 1 to 615 code for a protein of 204 amino acids.